AUGUCAUCCCCAACCCACUAUGCUUGCCUUGAAUCCAAUAACAAUUCAAAGUUCAGAUUUGCCUAUCAUGAAACAUUCUCAUCCCAACAAUCUGGAAAAGUAUUCUUGAUUGAUUUUGAAAAUUCUGUCAAGUAUAUGAAUGAUAAUUGUCCUCUUGAUGUCAUCAAUACAAAGGUUUUUACUCAAUUGGUCAGUGGACUUGUUUCAGUCAAGAUUUCAGACGAAACUAAAGGAGUCAUUGAACUCACCAUUGGAACCAAAUGUUUGAAAUUGGAAAAGACUGAAAUUACAAGUCAAGAUUUCCUUCAAGAACAGGUUUACUUGUUGGAGAAGAAGUUUGAAAGAAUGCUCAAAGGUAAGUUGUCGGCAAUUCGAAUAAUUUUGUUGAUAACAACAAUUUAA
Messenger RNA from Naegleria gruberi, 402 nucleotides. RefSeq lists its product as uncharacterized. The transcript has a single exon. The record is from RefSeq and is a predicted model, not a curated record. Lineage: Eukaryota; Heterolobosea; Eutetramitea; Acrasida; Naegleriidae. Bases 1 to 402 code for a protein of 133 amino acids.